AUUGGAGUAACACUGUUGAGAGGACAAGAUGGCGAAAUUCAGUACACUUUUGCUUUUACCUUUGAUCGCUUUGACAAAUGCUGGACCCACGCCAAUAAUCAUAAACGGAAAGGUAGCGAAACCAGGUGAAAUUCCUUACCAGGUGUCGCUGCAAGUAGCAAAAAUUAUGUUUCACUUCUGUGGCGGAUCUAUUCUCAACGAACGUUACGUUAUAACUGCUGCUCAUUGCGUCACAGCGCUGCCGGUGGAAUUGGUGGUAAUUGUUGCUGGUGUAGUUGAUCUACGAAUGCCAACUUCGAAACAUCAGAUCGAGACCGCUUAUGUUCAUGAAAAUUAUAAUGCUACAGAUGCCUAUGCGAACGACAUUGCUCUACUCAAGGUGAAAGAACCUUUCGUGAAGUCUACUUUAGUAUCUUUCGUGCCCAUGCCCUCCCCCGGAGAAAUCGCCAAAGCUAACGAUCCAGCUAUAGUUUCUGGAUUUGGUACUCUCACGUAUGAAGGAGAAAUGACAAAGCUUUUGCACUGGGUGGAUAUCAAAGUAGCUGACCAAAAUUACUGCAACCGAAUGUAUAAGAACGUUAUCCACAACACACAGCUCUGCGCGUACGAUAAUACCACUGUAAAAGGACAUUGCGAUGGUGAUUCCGGUGGUCCUUUAACGGUGAAUGGAAAACUUCAUGGAAUCGUCUCUUGGUCAAAGAAUUGCGCGAAUGUCGUAUAUCCAUCGGUCUACACGAGAGUUAGCUCGUAUCUUAAUUGGAUAAAUGAACACGCAGUAUAAUAGAUUCGCAACUUUUUAAACGACGCAC
Bombus pyrosoma is the source of this 809-nucleotide messenger RNA. Its product is annotated as chymotrypsin-2-like. The record is from RefSeq and is a predicted model, not a curated record. The transcript is spliced from 7 exons. Bases 29 to 781 code for a protein of 250 amino acids. Lineage: Eukaryota; Metazoa; Arthropoda; Insecta; Hymenoptera; Apidae. Gene Ontology annotation, biological process: proteolysis. Gene Ontology annotation, molecular function: serine-type endopeptidase activity.